Messenger RNA from Gossypium raimondii (Peruvian cotton), 779 nucleotides. RefSeq lists its product as uncharacterized. The transcript has 5 exons. NCBI's taxonomy places the organism in Eukaryota, Viridiplantae, Streptophyta, Magnoliopsida, Malvales, Malvaceae. The coding region runs from base 104 to 598 and encodes 164 amino acids. The record is from RefSeq and is a predicted model, not a curated record.
AUAAUUUAGCCGCAAAGAAAAGGAAAACAAACAAACAAACAAACCCGGGAAGCCAAAAAUUCUCUGGAAAAGCAUUGAGUAAAUUAACGGGGGAAAAAGAACAAUGGAAGAAUCAUCGUCAGCUACGACAGGAGAUCAGAGAGAUAAAUCAACUGAAGAGGAAGUUAUUAUCAGGGAAGUGGACACGGAUCAACCGUCCACGUGUCCCGAGAAUGAACUGGAUGACCGUGAACUCGACGGUAGCGAAUCGAAGCCGCCAUUGAACAAAAGCGACAUCUUGAAAGCAGUGGAGGUAGUUGAAAGAGACUCUCGGGCUAUCGCCGAUAGCUUCUCUUCUCUCUUCGCUUCGCUUCGUUUGGCUCUCUCUGAGGUCACUAGCGGCUCAGUUGAUCAUAUGCGUUGCUUUGGAGAUGCAGCUGGGCGUCUUCAAGAAUCUGCACUUGAUGCGGCUACAAAGGGGAACCGGUAUAUAAAUUCAUGUCUCAGGUUAAAUGAGGAAAUGAAGGGCAUGGAAAGUCUAGCUACACAGCUAAAAGUUCUGAGGAGGAAUGUAGAUGCCCUAGACACAGCCGUUAACAAGCUCGUACGACUUCCAUGAAUUAUUUGGACGAUGAGUACAGCUCAAAUUAAGAAGAAAAUCAAUGUUUUUUUUAUUGUCUUAUGCACAUUUAUGUUAAUGCAAAAAUUCUGGUACUUGUACAUCAUAUUUUUGCCUCUGCUAUUAUAAAAGAACAAUUGAAUCUUCCAAUGGUUAAUUAUGUCAAAAUCAUUUGAUUAAA